AUCACCAUUUUCAGCUCUGAACUUUUCUGGUGAGACCGGGAGAUCUGUUUUUCAUUUUACCCCUGUGGUAGAGAGUUCUUUUCCGUCCUUUUAGGUGUUGAGAAGAUGCUGGGUGUUUUCAGCGGCUCCAUCGUUUCGCCGCCCGACGAGCUUGUUGCCGCCGGCAGUCGCACGCCGUCACCCAAAAUCACUUCGGCCGCACUGAUGAACCGGUUCGCCCAGAGCAACCCAUCUACCGUGUCGGUGCAAGUCGGAGAUCACGUCCAGUUGGCUUUUUCUCACCACAACGAGUCACCGUGGCACCCCAGGUCGUUCGCCGUGAAGGACGAGGUGUUCUGUUUGUUUGAAGGAGCUCUUGAUAAUUUAGGCAGUUUGAGGCAACAAUAUGGACUCGCCAAGUCUGCCAAUGAAGUGCUUUUGGUGAUUGAGGCAUACAAAGCUUUGCGCGAUCGAGCACCCUACCCUGCCAAUCACGUUGUUGGCCAUCUCAGCGGAGGCUUUGCUUUCGUAGUUUUUGACAAGUCCACUUCUACUCUCUUCGUGGCUUCUGACCAAUAUGGUAAGGUUCCUCUGUAUUGGGGAAUAACAGCGGAUGGAUAUGUGGCAUUUGCUGAUGAUGCAGAAUUGUUAAAAGGCGCUUGUGGCAAGUCCCUUGCUUCUUUCCCUCAAGGUUGCUAUUACUACACAACAGCUGGAGGAUUAAGAUGCUAUGAGAAUCCCAAGAAUAAGGUGACGGCAGUACCCGCAGCCGAAGAGGAAAUUUGGGGAGCAACCUUCAAGGUAACGGGAUGACCCGAGUUUUAAAUACAAUUGCCGGUGGAAGGGCCAGCGGUUCUUGCAGCCAGAGAGUAGAAGUCUCGUGAAUCGUAAAGUGGGUUACCGAACGAUGAGGUUAUAUUCGUAAAGAUUAUUAGUGGAGUGGAGCAAAGGAUUUAUGUGGUUAUUAGGCAUGCAUGAGGGGCCCAUGUAAAUACGUAGUGAGUUACUAUCACUUUAAGAAUGGGUCCGGUAGGGUGGCGUAUUCUGCUGGACUUUGUGUUAUAUAGGACUUGCUCUGUUUCCAUCAAUGUACAGUUUGUGCUCUUCUAAUAAAUUAUGCACCUAGUUUGAGAUUCUAUGUAGUAUGUAGCUUCUCUUUUCUUAAUGCAUUCACUGUUCAAAGCCUUUACA
Neltuma alba is the source of this 1170-nucleotide messenger RNA. Its product is annotated as stem-specific protein TSJT1. The coding region runs from base 106 to 792 and encodes 228 amino acids. The record is from RefSeq and is a predicted model, not a curated record. The transcript has 5 exons. Lineage: Eukaryota; Viridiplantae; Streptophyta; Magnoliopsida; Fabales; Fabaceae.